AUGGCGACUCACGACGAGGUUUUCAAGGCUUGCAUUGAUCAGCCUCUCGACACCAUCCUCUCGCUUGCUUCAACAUGCUCCAAUGGCGAUGAGGAGUUCGAAAAAGAGAUGUGCAGGAGAGCCGUGAAACAUAACCGACCCGAUCUACUCGACCACCUUCUGCGCAACGCCACCGCGUCGUCCGUAGAGCGCCGCAGUCUGCUCCUAUUAGACAGCGCCACCUACCGGUCGCCGCUCUGCGUCGACAUCAUGCUAACUUACGGCUUCGACAUCAACAUGUACGACGACAUGAUCGGCGGGGUCCUCAACCGCGCGCUAACCCACCGCGGCUGCCCCGAAAGCUUCCUCGCCUGGCUGAUCGACGAGCGCGGCGCCCUCGUCAACCACCCCAAAGACUGGACCUCAAAGCCGCCCUGCCUCGUCCACGCCGUCUCGCACGGUACCAUCCCCCAAAUGAAGCUCCUCGUCGCCCGCGGCGCGGACGUCGACUUCUCCAACGCGCUGCACUGCGCCGUCGGGUGUGGCUACGUCGAUAAGGCGCAGUACCUUGUCGAAGAAGCCGGCACCAGCGUGAAUAAGCCAACCGGGGUGGCCAGGCCCAGCUUCUGGUACGGCGACGCGGGCAGCACGCCCUUGCAUGUUGCGGCUGCGGGGAACGAGGUCGCGACUGCCGAGUACCUUUUGCAGAGGGGAGCGCAUCUCGAGGCUAAGAACGCGAACGGGAGGACGCCGCUUCAGGAGGUCGAAUACAUUGAGGAGGUCGCGGCAGCUAAACCCAACCCCAGAAGCUUGCCGCAUAGGCUGCGGUGGCUGGUUGGCGACCAGUAUAGAAGCUAUGAGGGGAUGUCGACUUUGUUGAGGGAGUGGGAAACUCGGAAGGAGUAG
Molecule: messenger RNA, 885 nt
Organism: Diplodia corticola
Lineage: Eukaryota; Fungi; Ascomycota; Dothideomycetes; Botryosphaeriales; Botryosphaeriaceae
Product: ankyrin repeat protein
Exons: 1
Coding region: 1-885 (294 amino acids)
Molecular function (GO): protein binding
Source: RefSeq, a predicted model, not a curated record